CGCAGACACCAUGGCCGGCGCCAACGCGAAGCGCAUCGCCGCCUCCAACGCCCGCUCGUUGCACCACCUCCAGCUCGGCUUCCUUGCCAGCGCUGGCAUCCACCUCCUCCACUUUGCCCUGUUCACCUCGGGCCGCACUUACCGCCGCGUCCUCCUCUUUGCCGUCACCGAGGCCAUCGCCGUCGGCCUGUGGAACCAGCUCAAGGCCAUGGCGCGCAACGGCACCGAGCUCGACGGCAGCAAGGGCCUCGUCAGCUACGCGUUCGACAUCCUGUACGUGACCUGGUUCGUCCACGUCAUGACGGCGCUCGUUAGCGCCCAGUUCUGGAAGCUCUACUGGGUUAUCCCGAUCUACGCCGUGUACCGACUCGGCUCGUUCGCUCUCCCGUACAUCUCGCCCUCGCUCGCCGCCCUCGUGUCGGGCAACGGCGGCGCCAACCCGCUCGCGGCGCCCGGCGCCGGCUGCGCAGCGGGAGGAGGCGCGCCCGGCGAGGAGCCGCUCAGCAAGCGGCAGGCCAAGCGCAAGGCGAGGGCCGAGAAGGGCGACCCGAGGAUCCAGAUGCGCCGUGGCUGAGCGCGCGAGGAGGCGCGAAAAGGCGGACAGAGUUGAGGUGGCUCGUUUCUCGCUUGCAUUGCAGUAUCUCACGCAUC
Molecule: messenger RNA, 651 nt
Organism: Rhodotorula graminis WP1
Lineage: Eukaryota; Fungi; Basidiomycota; Microbotryomycetes; Sporidiobolales; Sporidiobolaceae
Exons: 5
Coding region: 11-574 (187 amino acids)
Biological process (GO): vacuolar protein processing
Cellular component (GO): intracellular membrane-bounded organelle
Source: RefSeq, a predicted model, not a curated record